CGCAAACCAAACCAAACAUGUACCAAAAUUUUCAUGAACAAAAGAAAAACUCCAAAAUUUCCAUCCUCUCAGCCUAAAAAAUCUUUUUCUUUUUGAGCGGAACCCGACUUAUAAAAUCACUACUGCCCGUCAGAGAUCUUCUUUUUCCGUCUCUCUCUUUCUCUAUUCAGAGCACACUAUAACUCAAUUUCAGUAUCAAUGGCGGCCUCUUCAAGUGCCCUAACUGCACAAUUUCACAAUUGCCACCGACUUGUUGACCAUAAGAAACCGUCCCCCAUUUCAAUCUCAUCCUGUAAAUUAAACCCCUAUGCAAAUCCGGUUGGUCCUCCAAUUUUGUCAUGGCAGAGUAGGAAGUUUGCAAAGACUCGAAGAUCUCUCCAUGUACAUGGUUUAUUUGGUGGGAAGGAGGAAAACAAUGAUAAGAGUGAUGAUGCCUCCUCAAAGGCUGGAGUAUUUGGGAACAUGCCAAAUCUGUAUGAAACAGUAAAGAAGGCUCAGAUGGUUGUCCAUGUUGAGGCAGUACGUGUUCAGAAGGAACUUGAUGCAGCAGAGUUUGAUGGUUACUGUGAAAGUGAGCUAAUAAAGGUAUGA
Messenger RNA from Ilex paraguariensis (yerba mate), 591 nucleotides. NCBI's taxonomy places the organism in Eukaryota, Viridiplantae, Streptophyta, Magnoliopsida, Aquifoliales, Aquifoliaceae. The record is from the annotation of a GenBank genome assembly.